This is a messenger RNA of Ostrinia nubilalis (European corn borer), 2332 nucleotides long. RefSeq names its product arginine--tRNA ligase, cytoplasmic (gene ArgRS). Gene Ontology annotation, cellular component: cytoplasm. The transcript has a single exon. The record is from RefSeq and is a predicted model, not a curated record. Lineage: Eukaryota; Metazoa; Arthropoda; Insecta; Lepidoptera; Crambidae. Gene Ontology annotation, biological process: arginyl-tRNA aminoacylation. Gene Ontology annotation, molecular function: arginine-tRNA ligase activity; ATP binding. The coding region runs from base 121 to 2172 and encodes 683 amino acids.
CAAAAAUGUCAACUGUCAUCAACGUGCGGUGAAAAAAUAACCUUACUUUGAUCUCUCCGUGUGUUAUUAAUUUAUAUUUAAGAAUAAAUAAAAGUAUUACCGAUUGAUAUAGGGUCAAAAAUGUCUGACUCAGAUCACAAAAAAUUGGAAGAAAGAACCAGUAAGGCCGAAAAGGAAGCGAAGGUGAUCGAAGAUGAAUUGGAAAAGCUCGCCAGUUGUGAUCUAAGUUUUGUGAAUGAUCCUCGUUUAGAAAAGUUAAUGACCGACAAUGAAAAACUAAAGCAUCGAUUGGAGAUUCUAGAAAAUGCCAUCAAAGCUACAAGUUCUUCUAGCGGUAAAGCUGCUAAGCCAAUUACUAGAAAACGACCAACACUUGUGACUGACAUCUCGUCUGUCGAAGGAAACGUGUGUAUUGUUGAUGAACUGAAAAAUGUGUUUUCUCUUGGCAUUUUGUCUGCAUACCCCGACUUAGAAGACCCGCCAGUAGUCAUCACCUUGUCCAGCAAUAAUCCCAAAUUUGGGGACUACCAAUGUAACUCUGCGAUGCCUAUCUCUCAGUUGCUAAAAGCGAAAAAUGUCAAAACGAACCCAAGAGAGGUAGCAAAUAACAUUUUAAACAAAACUCCAUCAUCCCCACUGAUUGAGAGGGUUGAGGUGGCAGGCGCUGGAUUCUUGAACAUCUACCUCAAUAAGGCAUUUGUGGAACAUGUACUUAAUUGUGUUCUCAGGUUUGGUAUCAAACCACCCCCAGUGAAGAGAGAAAGGGUCAUUGUUGAUUUCUCCUCACCUAACAUUGCUAAGGAGAUGCAUGUAGGGCAUUUGCGAUCAACAAUCAUUGGAGAAAGCGUCUGCCGUGUACUUGAAUUCUUAAACCAUGAUGUACUGAGAAUUAACCACUUAGGAGAUUGGGGUACUCAGUUUGGAAUGCUGAUUGCCCAUUUGCAAGACAAAUUCCCAAACUUCAAGACCCAUUCUCCACCAAUUUCAGAUUUACAAGCGUUUUACAAGGAAUCUAAGAAAAGAUUUGAUGAAGAUGAAGAGUUUAAGAAGAGAGCUUAUGCUUGUGUGGUUCAGCUACAAUCGGGCCAGCCCGACUACAUUGCUGCCUGGAAGUUAAUAUGUGAAGUCUCUCGUAGAGAAUUCCAAAAGAUUUAUGACAGGCUUGAUAUUAAAAUUAUUGAUCGAGGUGAAUCUUUCUACCAGAGCAGGAUGGAUGUUGUUGUGAAGGAGCUUAAAGAUAAAGGCUUACUAGAAGAAGAUGAGGGGCGAUUGAUUAUGUGGGGAAAUGCAGAAAAGCAUGAUGGAAUUCCUUUAACUGUGGUCAAGUCUGAUGGUGGUUACACCUAUGACACUUCAGAUAUGGCAACUAUAAAGCAACGUGUUGAAGAAGAGAAAGGAGACAGGUUCAUUUAUGUCACGGAUGCUGGACAGGCCACUCAUUUUGUAGUUAUUGACGCUUGCGCCCGACGAGCUGGGAUUCUCAGGGAAGGCCAAAAUGUUGAGCAUGUUGGCUUUGGUGUUGUUUUGGGUGAAGACAAGAAAAAGUUCAAAACUAGAUCUGGAGAUACAAUUAAACUAAUUGAUUUACUUGAUGAGGGGUUGAAGAGGUCCCUUGAUAAAUUAGUUGAAAAGGGAAGAGAUAAGGUUUUGACUCCAGAGGAACUGAAGAGAGCUCAGGAAGCAGUUGCCUAUGGGUGCAUCAAAUAUGCAGAUUUGUCCCAUAACAGGGUCAAUGACUAUGUAUUCUCAUUUGAUAAAAUGUUAGAUGAUAAGGGCAACACAGCUGUGUAUUUACUGUAUGCCCUGACCCGUAUCAGAUCUAUUGCUAGGACUGCUCAGAUUUCAAUAGAACAUUUGUUGGAGGAAGCUCAAAAGACAGGCUUCAAAUUCAGCCAUGAAGCUGAAUGGAAGCUUGGAAAAGUCCUUUUGAGAUUCCCUGAAGUUAUACUUAAAGUAGCCAAUGACUUAUACUUGCAUAGUUUGUGUGAAUAUCUUUAUGAGAUAUCAUCUACAUUCACAGAGUUUUAUGACAAAUGUUACUGUGUAGAAAAAGACAAAGAGGGAAAGAUUGUUAAAAUAAUCUAUGAGAGAUUGAUGCUUUGUGAAGUCACUGCUAGAAUCAUGGAGAAAUGCUUAGAUAUACUUGGUAUUAAAACAGUUUCUAAAAUGUAAACAACAGAAGUGAAAGUAUUAACUACCUACAUAAGCAGACUAUUUGGUAUUUACCAUAUUAUACUAUUUAAGUAUAUCACAAUAUUUAUGAUCAUACUAAUAUUUAAGAAUGUGCGACACUAACUGUUUUCUAAAAGAAAUAAAAUACUUGUAAAAUUAA